This is a messenger RNA of Meleagris gallopavo (turkey), 7101 nucleotides long. It is a transcript of the gene NPY4R2, whose product is annotated as neuropeptide Y receptor Y4-2. The record is from RefSeq and is a predicted model, not a curated record. Gene Ontology annotation, cellular component: neuron projection; plasma membrane. Lineage: Eukaryota; Metazoa; Chordata; Aves; Galliformes; Phasianidae. Gene Ontology annotation, molecular function: neuropeptide binding; pancreatic polypeptide receptor activity. Gene Ontology annotation, biological process: G protein-coupled receptor signaling pathway.
ACUUCAGCUCUCUGCUUUAGCAAUUCCACUCAUAUACAUGUUAAGAGUGUAGCAUGAAUGGUGUUGUGCUUCAAUCACUUCAUAGCUCUUUCCUGAAGCUGCUCUCUAUCUCAUGUAUCUGUAGAAUUUUUGCACUUAUGAAACAGCAGAGGGAGCCAGAAGUUCAAAGUCAGAGCACAGGGAUGAAGCGGGAUUCAUUGGCUAAACUGAAGAGGAGAAAGGAGGGAGGGGGGUAAAAGGGAGAGAAUUGCCACCCAAAUUACCUACAGGAGCUGCGAGCAGAACAUCUCUUCUGGAUUGCUGAAACACAGAUGGUCUUUCUUUGCUGCUGUAACAGCUCUCCCUUCUUCCAAGACAGAAACUGCAGCAACAGCGGUCGUUUCCUCCAUCAGAGAGAGACCAACCCAGACCUCCUGCAGUGAAAUAGAACAGAUAACUUUUUAGGCCAGCUCCAGAAGACUCAGUCUGUGUUUGGUUAUCACCUUUUUGAACAAAAAGUUUGGGGCCCAGGAUGAAUAGGACAAGGGCAGUUAAUGACGCUUUUCCUUUCCUGAAUAGUAAGAACUUGAGCUCAAAUCGAAGUUUCCCCUCACAUCUUUCUAAUCAGUGCAGGAAUGUCACUGACCUUACUGUUUUUUUGGCCACCUCUUACAGUUUGGAGACUGUUCUAGGCAUUGUUGGAAACAUCUGCCUGAUUGCUGUUAUAGCCAGGCAGAAGGAAAAGACCAACGUCACCAACAUCCUGAUUUCCAACCUAAUAAUUUCAGACUUGUUUAUGUGUCUUGUCUGCCUUCCUUUCACCGUUGUUUACACCAUGAUGGACUAUUGGAUAUUUGGGGAGGUCAUGUGCAAAAUGACGUCUUUCACACAGUGCACAUCUGUGACAGUAUCAAUUCUUUCCCUUGUCCUUAUUGCUCUGGAAAGACACCAGCUGAUCAUAAACCCAACUGGUUGGAGGCCAAGCAUCUCCCAAGCCUAUCUAGGAAUUGGAGUCAUUUGGACUUUAGCAUGUCUCAUGUCUCUUCCGUUUUUGACCACAUCCAUCUUGUCUAAUGAUUUGUAUGAACAGCUCUCACACAUCAUGAAUUUUUCCUACGACAAGGCCAUAUGCAUUGACUCAUGGCCUUCUGAGCAACACAGGCUUAUCUACACCACUACUCUACUUCUUCUGCAAUACUGCAUCCCACUGUUCUUCAUUAUACUUUGCUACCUGCGUAUCUACUUACGCCUACAGAAGAGAAAGGACAUGUUUGAGAAGAGUGAAUACAGUAACCGAGCAGUUCAGUUAAGAAGGAUAAAUAUAUUAUUAGCAUCCAUGGUAGCUGCUUUUGCUGUUUGCUGGUUACCACUGCAUGUUUUCAACACCAUUGUAGAUUGGAAUUACAAGAUCAUUUCACCUUGCCACCACAAUCUGAUCUUCUCAUUGUGCCACUUAGUAGCCAUGGCUUCUACCUGUGUCAACCCUGUCAUCUAUGGUUUCCUUAAUAGCAACUUCAAAAGAGAAGUGAAGUCAUUGAUUCUGAGCUGUCAGCAUAAUUCGGUAACUGCAUCAAUGGAAGAAUAUGAUCAUUUACCUUUAUCUACUAUGCAGACAGAAGUCUCCAAGGGCUCACUGUCAUUGAAUUGCAGACAUAAUUCUAUCUAGCCAGCAGAAAGCAUUUCAGAGGUUGUACUGACAUCACACAGCAGUCAUACCUGCAGGUAUAAAAGCAACUGGUGAUGGUAAAGCUGGAAUGCAAACAGGAGCCCACUGCCUGAUUUUUGUAAGAACAAGCAAAGAAAGUCAGUAAAAGCAUUCAGUAGCUCCUGGGGUGUGCAAGAUGUUUGUGUCUUUGAAGAGGGGCAGACUGGUGUACAAACAGCUGCUCUGCCAGCUUAAUAGAUAAGCUGUGGUGCACCUAGACUGACACUGGGUCUAUCAGCUAAGUUCACAUCUCCAGUACAGCUAAGGUAGAACCUCACGCAUCCAAUGUCACCACUGCAGGCUGCCAAAGCUGCAUUCGCAAAGGCUUCAUUUUUCAGUAUUAAGACUUUUUAUGCACUGAUGACACACCAGGGGAACAGAGACAUGUAAAUAUAUGUUUUUUUGUGCUUUCCUAACUGACAAACCGUUAGCAUUCAGCAGAUCCAGUUUGCAUCAAACAGCUGGAGGUCAGUCUGGAACUUUUCCCUCUCGUCACACAGGCUUGGAAAUUGCCAUUGCCCACAGAAGUUGGAGCAAAGAACAAGAAAGAUUGAAUUUACUGACAGAGGAGCAGUGGGAAAUGAAAACGUUACUUUGUGGAUUAAGCUCUUGGAACACAUUCACAUGAUGCAGAACGCUACUUUCAAGCAAAUGAAAAACAGUUGCAGAUCUGCAUGGAAAUGAAUCUGGUUGGUUUUGCAAUUCCUGCUGCUGGCAGUUACAGAGCUCUGCAAUGUUGGAAGUGGACAUCACAAAGGCAAAAGGUGACUGUGUUACUGGAGCUGUUUCAUGCUUUGGUAGCAAGAUUUCACUUCUGCUUCAGCAGCAAAAUACUCAUUAGCUCCUUGGUGCUCUAAUUGCAUCUAAUUCAGAAAGUCUGAACAUGCAUGAAAAGCUGUUCAAAGAAGCCUUGUCUUGUCAGAGUGUGUACAAUCCUAAAGAAAUAAAUACACACAUGCAGACCAUUUCCUACUAACAUAAAAGUGGAUAUCAGACAUCAGUUCCACUCACUGGCAGUAACAACAAAGAUAGAGCUGAAUAAGAGUACAUAACUGGAAUCCAGGUCAGGUGGAAACACAAACCUUAAAGCCAAGCUACAUGUAAAUUAGUAGUAUAGUGAGGAGAUGUUACUCAGUGACUGCUGAGGAAAUAAAGAAAGUUCAUACUGAGGAAAAAAAAGAAAAGUUCACAGUAAAGAAUUUUGUAAAAACAAAAACAAAAACAAAAACCAUUGAGUUUAUUCAAAAUGAAGUAGAUUAAUAAUAAAGAAAUACAGAACUGUAUUCUGUCCUGUGUUUUUAAACUAACCUUAGCAGUAGGCUGACUAUAUGGCCAAAUUAGGUUAUUUCUAUCUUGAAUUAUGUUAUCACUUAUCACAGGUCAUUACUUUUUGUAGUUAAAGGGUUCGCACAGAGUUGAAGCUAUCUAAUGUACAGUUACGCAGGAAAUCUUCCUUUAACUUGAUGUUAGAAAGAUUAUCAGUCUUGACAGGCAAUGGGAAUUUGGGACUGAGCAUCUGAAAGCAAGAGCAAGCUCUUAAGCUAUAGGGUAACAAGAGCCAUUAAGAAUGAAUUCACAGCUGCAGAUGGCAAAAAAUGGAAGUUAAAUCUUAUCCAUGUGCUGGGGCAUAGAAAUCGCUGGCAAAGCUUCAGGUUUGGACCUUCAAUUCUUGCAUGUAGAAUCUUAAGGCAGAAGGUGUUCUGACAUAGCCACACUUCUUACUCUGGGCAGAACAUGUGUAUAUCAGCUGGAGAGUUCAUGUGAUUUCCUUUUGCAUCUUCCUCAAUUACUUGGCAAGAAAUUUUUUCUUCUUUCAUGUGGCCUUCUGCUGCAUCUUUUGUUUUUCUUUAACUCACCUCUUGCUUUUCUUCGUUGUUUGUAUGCAAUGUCAUUUCUAGACUGGAUAUUAAGCCCAUUAGAAGAAAUGCAGAACAAGAGGAUUCAUUUUAUCUUACCCUGAAUUAGAAGUUUUCUAGUUUUCUGUUGUAGCUGAGAGCAGAGAUUAUACAACCUUGCAACGCUGAGUAGUAAAAAUAAAUUAAUGUCUCAUAAACAACUUCACUCUUACCAGAACUGUGUUCUAUUAUUUGAGUGCAUGAAUACCAGUUAAGGUUUGGAGUGUUUUUAUAUUCAGGGUUAUUCAUCUAAUCAGUUGAGUAAUUCUACCUGUUCUAUGUGCUUGUUACAAUUUCAGCAUCUAACUAAUGUAUGUCAAACUAUAGUAAGAAUAUCCUGCUAAACAUGAACGUAGAAGGCUAUGAUUUAUAGUCUUACACAGUUUUUCAAGCAUCACUCUCUUAAAUGGAAACAGCUAUCUUAAGAGUUUUUCCUUUCAGAAGUGUGCAUCUUUGCUGUAAGAUCUAAAUCAGAAUGUUUUUGUAGAGAAGUAUGAGCAGGGUCUGACUCCUUUUUGAACUGCAACUCACACUGCCACUUGUACCCAAUGCAAAGCAAACCAACCCAAUUUUACAAUAACCCAUACUGAUGUGAGCAGGAAUGUGGCUCCCUCUAGUGAAGACAGGAAGUGUCAAAUCUGGAAUCAAGUACUGUUUAUCACUAAUGGACUUGGUGCUGGAUAGAUACUAACUCCCACUAAACUCUGCUUAAAGAUACUCCAGGUAACAAAAACUGUAGAGUAAAUCCAGAAAAUGAAUCUAAGUUUCAAAGGGCUGACAAUGUGCUAUAUGUAAGUUCUAUCUUUGAUUAUACACUAGGCAUUAUGCUCUCAUAAUAGCCAGAACACAAACAGUACUUUUAUCAUCGCUCCUUCAUUUUGCAGGGACGGAAGGGUGUAGCUGUGCACAAAAGCAGUAGAAAGUAGUAUGCUAUUCAUUGUUGUGAACAGCUCUAGCAACUGUUCCCUGUUCCCAUUGAAGGCAAAAGCACAAGGCUGGAUGUAAUUAUGUCUGCAUGGAUGUUGAAAGCCAUUUCAUUUGUUACUUUAAGGCUUUCAUGCAACCAAAGGGAAAAAUCUGUCUCUUUAGUCCUAGCAAAAGGUAAUAGGACAAAAAGAAAAAACAACCUUAUAUAUUUUACCCAUCUGUAAAUGUGAUCUUGGUUAGCUAUUUAAGAAGGAUCAACCAAUUUUGUGUUCAUUGUACUACAGCAAUGCUUUUAAGUACACUCUUUGAAAAGCCUUGCUACUGAAUUACAAAGGUAAUUCGGGAGAAACAUGCUUAAGUAACAAAUCAUCAGUUCAUGAAAUUUUAAGAUUUUAUCAUAACAUUUAUUUUUUAUAAGAAGGCUUUUAAUGAUCCUGCACCUGUGAUGUGCUUCAAAAAGAUUGUAAGAUUUUCAAAGCAGGAAAACAACUUGUUACUGUUAUAUAAGCAGCGCAUUCUGAGGAACCCAGUAAUAACAAAUAAAAUUCUAUGGCCUCUGUUACUUUGUCUCUGCUUUUAUAAAAUGGCAUUGUACUAAUCACAGUAUUAAGUACAUAAGAUUUAGUUCUCAAAUAGCAUUUAUGAAAAGAAAACAGAAGUUGCAACACAUAAGUGUCAUUGAUAUGUGAAGGAUUAAAACCUUGAUGCAUUAUUCCCAGGGACAGACAGUAGUAUAGCACAGCCAACUAAGGAGGAGAGGACAGGUAUCAAAAAUUCACCACAGGACACCUGAAUAUUCUGAUGCCAGGAUGCAGCUCACUUUUACAGACUUGGCAGGAGACUGGGCCCUACACAAUAUACUGUCCCGAACUGUAGUCAUAAACACAACCAGAAGCAACCAAAAUUGCCAAAAGCCUACGGUAAGUUAAGACAUCACAUCCUGAGGACCCAAGAAGAAGCUCUUGAUUCUUUUAUAUUGACCUGUGUGUCUCCUUGCAUUUCCCGACAUUUCUUUCAUAGGCAGUUCUCUUCAGGAUUUCUAAUGGCCAGAUUUUCAGAGGAUAUUGAACAUAAAUAUCAGCAUUGUUGCUUAUUACCACUGCUUAUUAUCCACAUAGCUUUUAUAACUUUCCCUCACUAUCUCAGUUUGCUUAACAAAGCCAUUUCUUUGAACUCAGGAAGUCAUAAGCAGAAUACAGCUGAGAUUUAUACUUCUGUGUAAUACCUUUUCCUGCCAGACAAUGCUAAUUAGGCCUUAGUCUGAAUUUCCAAUCUUAUACUAUUCUUAUCUUUCCAAUAACCGCUCAAUAAACUUGAAGUCCAGUAGCAGCAUGGAGACUGUAUUAUAGAAACCCAGGAUGAAACUGAAUGCUGGUGGGUUGAUUGUUGUUUUUCAGAAAUUAAAAACUUAUAUAUUUAGUCAUGGUACACAGAAAAUACAGCACUGCAUAGUUUUUUCUUUUUUAAUUAACUGGCAAAAUAUGGUGGCUUAUGCUAGACACAGUGACAUCAACAUAAUAAUACAUUUUUACUGUAGGAUAACACAGAUGCAAGUACAGCUUAAUUUUACUAGACUCAAGACAUCCCUGGUAGAAAGAUAGCUUUUAUCAGUUGCAAGCUAUGAUAACAUGCAGAACAUGAAACUUGCACUUUACCCAUAAACAUGAAGCUUUGUUUUGUCCCUAAGGCUCCAGCUAAAAAUCUCUGCUCUCUGAAUGCAAUAAUUGUAGCUCAUGAAUUACUGUGCCCUCUGCCCAGACUGUAGGAAUACAAAGCCUCCCUGUCAACAGCUAGUGGACAAACACUGCUUCAUCAUUCAUCAUAUUACCUUGAUUACAUUUUAUUCCAGAAUGACUGCAAGCAGAAUGCACUUAUCCCAUGCUAUGCCCUUGGUGAGAUAACUGCCACUGAUUAAUCUGCUUGAUAGGUUACUUAAUGACUAUAAAUAAUUCCAUGUACUAACUAUUUAUUUCAUUUAAAGGCAGACAGUAGAAGAAGUACUGAUGCCCUAAAGACCAAUUUCUGAAAAACAGAGAGACAGCUGAAAAAUACCAGAAAGUUCUGGUAUCCUCUGCAUUUCUGUUAAAUUCACAGCAAAUACAGUCAAAUGGGGAACUUUCUUAAAAACAACAGCAAAGGCAUCAACUGGUUGAGGAGCAUAAUGUGCAUGUGCCCUUUGCCCUGUACUUUUGGGAAGACUGAUGGAAUUCAAAGACAACAGAAGCUGGCCAGCACUUUUAAAGCUGACAAGGUCAUCCAACCAUACCAUUUCCUCAUGCAUUCAGCAUGAAUCUAACUCCAUCCAUCAGAACUACAGCUAAACUGUUGCAGACAGUGAAGAGUCCUUUCAGAACAACCCACAUUUCCACCAGCCAUGUCAGAAGUCCCACACAGCACAAUGUACAUAGGCAUGCACAACUUCACACCAAGUGAGCUCAUCAUCACCAGCAGACCAGUCGGGGUUAUUAAUCCUGCUGGCCUCUAAUACAGUUGCUUUCCCUCAGGAAUACUCUGUGAAAUACAGAUGUUAACAGCAUGACUUUAUUCCCCGUGCAUUGCAAAAGCAGGUUUCACAGCAGUGCAGUUGCAUUCUCU